AUGACGACUGUGGUGACGACUCGCCGGCCGCUAUGGAUUAUUAACACGAGCAACCAGGCGGAGCAACGGACGAGCAAGCGCGCCGCCGAUGGGUUGCACGAUGAGCCCACGAUGCAGGGAAUGUUAGGCGCCGGCGGCCCAACAACAGCCAUCGCCGAUUACGAACGGGAUGAUGAUUUCCGGUUUGUGAGGAAGUCGAAGAUGGUGAAGACGCAAAGGCGCGAGGGGCCGGCACCAGAACCUCCAAAGACGUCGGGGCGGGGAAGGGCCGCAAAGGAACACGUUGCCCAGGAUCUAGCACCUGUAGACCAGGGCACGAAGGAGACAACGGCGACGGUAGCGACUACGGAACCUGUGAUAACCAAGGCAACGAGGAAGUCUUCAAGGCAGAAACCGAGCGUCGACGCGUCGAUGGAGAAACCGCCACUCAAGCCGGGGGAAGAGACAACGCCGCAGACAAAUAGCACGUCAAUAAAGCGCGGGCGCAAUGCAGGAGAAGCGCCGAAACGCCCCGUGCCAAAUUGGGAUGAAUCACCUCCGCCGCGUGUAGUGCCCUCCAAGAUUGCGCUCCCGAUGAGCGACACGCCGGUGAUCAAUCGGAACAAGGAGAUGCGCAUGAGGAAUGGUGGGAGCCGACGAAGCAGUUUGGGAAUGAGGGGGAGACGGGCGAGUUCUCUCAUCGACGGCGGACAAUCGGCAAUUCCACAUCGCGAGGUCAAUCCGGCUGAUUUCUUCAAGCACAUCGAAGCUUCGUUGUUGGAGCCGCGAAGAAUGAAGCAGCUUCUGACCUGGUGUGGCGAGCGCUCUCUGUCAGAAAAGCCCCCUCAUGGGACGCCUAAUGCUCAUGCGAUUCUCGGCGCUCGUGCAAUUCAAGAUCACCUACUCAAAAAUUUUGCGGCUCGAUCAGAGUUCUCGGAUUGGUUUAGCAGAGAUGACAGUGUACCCAAGGCGCCUGUGAUCCCGAAACCAAAUCCGAGAAAUAUUGAGCUCGACGAGAAGCUAGCACAGUUGGAGAUCAACAUCAAGAGGCUACGAGAUGAAAAGAAGGCUUGGCAAGCAAUACGUAAACCACCACCUAGACCACCACUUGAACAACCGCCUCUAUUUGAUGAGAGCGAAACAGGUCGGAUUGAAUUGCCGGACUUCGAUCUGUUAGAUCCAGAAGAAGGGCAGAUCAGAGGCUAUUUGGCGGACGAGACGACCUCCUUUGAGGCUACUCGAUCCCAAACAGAAUCACGGCUACGCAACAUCCAGUCUUCGCUCGAAUUCCAGGUCGAUCAGCUCGCCAACAACAUCCAUACGCUCGAACAACGGGUUCUCGUCGCGGGAAAGGAGGCGGGCAAGGUCCUCAGCAUCAGCGCCCUCCAGCUCCGCCAGCGGGAGAAGUGUGAAAAGGCCAAGGCGGGAACUCAGGAAAUGCCCGUCAUGGAGGUGCUCAGGAGUCUGGGCAGCAUUCAUCCGGAAGGCAGAGGGCGAAGAGAGAACCAAAAACUCAAAGCAAAGGAAGCAACGAAAAGUGAAUCGAAUGGUUAUGCACUGCGAAAUUGA
Ilyonectria robusta is the source of this 1548-nucleotide messenger RNA. RefSeq names its product Mis12-Mtw1 protein family-domain-containing protein. NCBI's taxonomy places the organism in Eukaryota, Fungi, Ascomycota, Sordariomycetes, Hypocreales, Nectriaceae. Gene Ontology annotation, biological process: mitotic sister chromatid segregation; cell division. The transcript is spliced from 2 exons. The record is from RefSeq and is a predicted model, not a curated record. Bases 1 to 1548 code for a protein of 515 amino acids. Gene Ontology annotation, cellular component: MIS12/MIND type complex.